Messenger RNA from Paraphaeosphaeria sporulosa, 783 nucleotides. Its product is annotated as Cloroperoxidase. Bases 1 to 783 code for a protein of 260 amino acids. Gene Ontology annotation, molecular function: peroxidase activity. Lineage: Eukaryota; Fungi; Ascomycota; Dothideomycetes; Pleosporales; Didymosphaeriaceae. The transcript is spliced from 4 exons. The record is from RefSeq and is a predicted model, not a curated record.
AUGAUGCUCAUCUCUCUUUCAUCCAACAUCGUGCUUGCUCUCCAUUUCGCGUCAUCACUGGCGCUCCCUCCCGCAUCAUCUGACGCAGGACCAUGGAAAGCACCCGGCGAAGGCGAUGAUCGCGGCCCAUGUCCCAUGCUCAAUACGCUGGCAAAUCACGGCUAUCUCCCUCGAAAUGGACGAAACAUCAGCAAAGAUAUGGCGAUCAAUGUUCUAGACCAGGUACUCAACUGGGAUGCGACCGUCGUUUCCGACCUCUAUGACUUUGCUCAGCCAACCAACCCCCAACCGAAUGCAACGACGAUCAACCUGAAGGAACUGACAACGCACAACAUCCUCGAGCAUGAUGCCAGCUUGAGCCGCCAGGAUAGCGGAUUCGGCCCCGCUGAUGUCUUCAACUCCAAAAUCUGGAACGAGACCGUCGCACACUUCACGGGUGACACCAUCGACGUCGAAAUGGCGACCAAAGCUCGCACAGCGCGCACCAUCGCCGCAGCCUCGACCAAUGCCCUUUUCACGUUCCCGCAGCUGGGCAUGAAUUUCCAAUAUGGCGAGACGGCGGCGUACCAAUUCGUCUUCGGAGAGUGGAACCUCGAUGCUGAGGAUGUCAAGAACCGUAUCUUGACGCCCAAAAAUUACAUAGAGUAUUUUUCCAAGAAGGAGCGUCUGCCGACGGAGCUUGGCUGGGAGAAGCCCGCAAACCGAUUGGUCAUGGAUACGCUGCAAUCGUUCACUGUCAGCAUGAUGCAACUUACUCAGACUCAGAUGGACGAGGCUGCAUAA